UGACUGAAUCAACCCAAGGUGGCAGGGAGCUAAUCGAGCAGAACAGUUGGACAUGUGCACUCAUGGCUCUUACGCGAGACUGCCUCUGAGCGUCUGUCCGCGGUGGGAGAUGUGGCAUAUCUAGUUAGUUCGGGACGAUGCAAGGCAAUACGUGCCACAGAAUGUCAUUCCACCCAGGACGAGGGUGUCCCCGCGGAAGGGGGGGGCCCGGACCCCGACCCUCCACCCCAGCUUUUAGGCCUCAGAACCUGAGACUGCUCAACCCCCAGCAGCCGCCCGUGCAGUACCAAUACGAGCCCCCCAGCGCCCCCUCGGCCACCUUCUCCAACUCUCCUGCUCCCAGUUUCCUGCCGCCCCGGCCGGACUAUGUGCCCUUCCCCCCUCCGACGCCCCCCUCGGCCCAGGGCCCACUCCCUCCCUGCCCAGUCCGGCCCCCCUUCCCCAGCCACCAGAUGAGGCCCCCCUUCCCCGUGCCCCCCUGCUUCCCCCCCAUGCCGCCCCCCAUGCCCUGUCCCAAUAACCCCCCGGUGCCCGGAGCACCCCCGGGCCAGGGCACGUUUCCGUUCAUGCUGCCGCCCCCGUCCGUGCCCCACCCGCCGCCGCCGGUCCUGCCCCAGCAGGUGAACUACCAGUACCCACCGGGCUACUCGCAUCACAGUUUCCCGCCCCCCAAUUUCAGCAGCUUCCAGAACAGCCCCAGUUCCUUCCCGCCCAGCGCCAGCAGCAGCGGCAGCCCCCACUUCAGGCACCUGCCGCCCUACCCGCUCCCCAAGGCACCCAGCGAGCGGCGGUCCCCCGAGCGCCUCAAGCACUACGACGACCACCGGCACCGGGACCACAGCCACGGGCGCGGCGAGAGGCACCGCUCCCUGGAGAGGCGCGAGCGCGGCCGCAGCCCCGAGCGCCGCCGGCCCGACAGCCGCUACCGGCCUGACUACGAGCGCGGCCGGACGCCCUCGCGACACCGCAGCUACGAGCGCAGCAGAGAGCGGGAACGAGAGAGACACAGGCAUCGAGACAGCCGAAGAUCACCUUCUCUGGAGAGGCCCUUCAAUAAGGAGUACAAGAAGUCUGGAAGGAGUUACGGUUUGCCAGCGACUCCAGAACCCGCCGGAUGCGCACCGGAAUUACCUGGGGAGAUUAUUAAAAAUACAGAUGCCUGGGCCCCAGCCCCAGAGACAAUGAAUCAUCGUUCCCCAAGUAGGGAGAAGAAGAGAGCUCGCUGGGAGGAAGAGAAAGACAGGUGGAGUGAUAGCCAGGGCUCCGGCAAGGAGAAGAACUUCACCUCGAUUAAGGACAAGGAGCCAGAAGAGACGCUGGCUGACAAAAAUGAGGAGGAGGAGGAGGAACUUCUGAAGCCCGUGUGGAUCCGCUGCACCCACUCCGAGAACUACUAUUCCAGUGACCCCAUGGACCAAGUGGGGGAUUCUACGGUGGUCGGGACCAGUCGGCUUCGGGACUUAUACGACAGGUUUGAGGAGGAGCUGGGGAACAGGCAGGAGAAGGCCAAGGCUGCCAGGCCUCCGUGGGAGCCCCCCAAGACCAAGCUGGAUGAGGAUCUCGAGAGCUCCAGUGAGUCCGAGUGCGAGUCAGACGAGGGCAGCACCUGUUCCAGCAGCUCCUCCGACUCGGAGGUUUUCGAUGUCAUCGCAGAAAUCAAACGCAAAAAGGCCCAUCCCGACCGGCUGCACGACGAGCUUUGGUACAACGACCCCGGGCAGAUGAACGAUGGCCCGCUCUGCAAGUGCAGUGCAAAGGCCAGGCGCACUGGGAUCAGGCACAGCAUUUACCCCGGAGAGGAGGCCAUCAAGCCCUGCCGCCCCAUGACCAACAACGCCGGCCGCCUCUUCCACUAUCGGAUCACGGUCUCCCCACCCACAAACUUCUUAACCGACCGGCCGACUGUCAUAGAAUAUGACGAUCACGAGUACAUCUUCGAAGGAUUCUCUAUGUUCGCUCACGCCCCGCUGACCAACAUCCCGCUGUGUAAAGUCAUCCGAUUCAACAUAGAUUACACGAUUCACUUCAUUGAAGAGAUGAUGCCUGAGAAUUUCUGUGUGAAAGGACUUGAACUCUUUUCAUUAUUCCUAUUCAGAGAUAUUUUGGAAUUGUAUGACUGGAAUCUUAAAGGUCCUUUGUUUGAAGACAGCCCUCCCUGCUGCCCGAGAUUUCAUUUCAUGCCACGCUUCGUGCGGUUCCUCCCAGACGGAGGAAAGGAAGUCCUGUCCAUGCACCAGAUUCUCCUCUAUUUACUUCGCUGCAGCAAAGCCCUGGUUCCUGAGGAGGAGAUCGCCAACAUGCUUCAGUGGGAAGAACUUGAGUGGCAGAAAUAUGCCGAGGAAUGCAAAGGCAUGAUUGUCACCAGCCCCGGAACGAAACCCAGCUCUGUCCGUAUCGAUCAACUGGAUCGUGAACAGUUCAACCCUGAUGUGAUCACUUUUCCGAUUAUCGUCCACUUUGGGAUACGCCCUGCACAGUUGAGUUAUGCAGGAGACCCACAGUACCAGAAACUGUGGAAGAGCUACGUGAAACUUCGCCACCUCCUCGCAAAUAGCCCCAAAGUCAAACAGACGGACAAGCAGAAGUUGGCACAGAGGGAGGAAGCGCUCCAGAAGAUUCGACAGAAGAACACGAUGAGGCGGGAAGUAACGGUGGAGCUCAGCAGCCAGGGGUUCUGGAAAACUGGCAUCCGCUCUGAUGUCUGUCAGCAUGCAAUGAUGCUGCCCGUUUUGACCCAUCACAUCCGCUACCACCAGUGCCUCAUGCAUCUGGACAAACUGAUCGGCUACACUUUCCAGGACCGCUGUCUCUUGCAGCUGGCCAUGACUCACCCGAGCCAUCAUUUAAACUUUGGAAUGAAUCCCGAUCACGCCAGGAACUCUUUGUCCAACUGUGGAAUCCGGCAGCCCAAAUACGGAGACCGAAAAGUUCACCAUAUGCACAUGCGGAAAAAAGGAAUUAACACUUUAAUAAACAUUAUGUCACGUCUUGGACAAGAUGACCCCACUCCGUCAAGGAUCAAUCACAAUGAGCGGCUGGAGUUCCUGGGUGAUGCGGUGGUUGAAUUUCUGACCAGUGUCCAUUUGUACUAUUUGUUUCCCAGUCUGGAGGAAGGAGGCUUGGCCACGUACCGGACAGCCAUUGUGCAGAACCAGCACCUGGCCAUGCUCGCCAAGAAACUUGAACUGGAUCGAUUCAUGCUUUAUGCUCACGGACCUGACCUUUGUAGAGAAUCUGACCUGCGACAUGCAAUGGCUAAUUGUUUUGAAGCCUUAAUAGGAGCUGUUUACUUGGAGGGUAGCCUGGAGGAGGCCAAACAGCUAUUUGGACGCUUACUCUUUAAUGAUCCGGACCUGCGUGAAGUCUGGCUCAAUUACCCUCUCCACCCGCUCCAGCUGCAGGAACCUAACACCGACCGACAGCUGAUUGAGACCUCGCCAGUUCUCCAGAAGCUGACGGAGUUCGAAGAGGCCAUCGGAGUCAUUUUCACUCACGUGCGGCUUCUGGCCCGAGCAUUCACGCUGAGAACUGUGGGCUUUAACCACCUGACUCUAGGCCACAAUCAGAGGAUGGAGUUCCUGGGUGACUCUAUAAUGCAGCUGGUGGCUACGGAAUAUUUGUUCAUUCACUUCCCUGAUCAUCAUGAAGGACACCUAACUUUGCUUCGGAGCUCCCUGGUGAACAACAGGACGCAGGCCAAAGUGGCGGAGGAGCUGGGCAUGCAGGAGUAUGCCAUCACCAACGACAAGACCAAGAGGCCCGUGGCACUGCGGACCAAGACCUUGGCGGACCUCUUGGAAUCGUUUAUCGCCGCCCUCUACAUCGAUAAGGACUUGGAGUAUGUUCACACUUUCAUGAACGUUUGUUUCUUUCCGCGAUUAAAAGAGUUCAUUUUGAAUCAGGACUGGAACGACCCCAAAUCCCAGCUGCAGCAAUGCUGUUUGACUCUCCGGACAGAAGGCAAAGAGCCGGACAUCCCUCUCUACAAGACUCUGCAGACCGUGGGGCCAUCCCAUGCCAGGACCUACACAGUGGCCGUUUAUUUCAAGGGCGAAAGGAUAGGCUGUGGGAAAGGACCGAGUAUUCAGCAAGCGGAAAUGGGAGCAGCCAUGGAUGCGCUUGAGAAAUAUAACUUUCCCCAGAUGGCUCAUCAGAAGCGGUUCAUCGAACGGAAAUACAGACAAGAGUUAAAAGAAAUGAGGUGGGAAAGAGAGCAUCAAGAGAAAGAGCCAGAUGAGACCGAAGACGUCAAGAAAUAGAGGCCACAGAGGUGGUGGUGUAGUUACUUGCUUAAUAACUGUGACUGGAGCCCAUUGAGAUCUAGCCUAGUUCUCCUCCAAAAAUGAAUGAAGUGUAACCCUGGAAGUCCAACACAGAAUCAAAUCGGUAUUGUUGUUGCAUUGAUUGACUACCCUGCUUUUUAGAAUCCAGUGGUCUUUCUUAUCAAGCAUUUGAUUUUUACUUCUGCUUAGUGGGAAAUGUUUGUUUGGACGAGUGUUUGCGCAUUCAGCAUAAAGCUCGAGCCCAGUGAUGUAGAGUGGAAUAGUUCCUGUUCAUCUCUCUCUGUCACUGCAGACCUCGAGGGGGAGAGAAAAAUCCGUUUUCCUGAACUUCUGGACAAUACUUUGCUAUCGUCUGUACUUUUUUGGGAAACCUUCGGCGUAGUCACCGGAUUUUUUUCCUGCCGGGUGUUGAUCAUUUAAACAUGAAUCUGGAUGUCAAGCAUCUUCUCAGUAGCCCAUGUGGAGUCUGCCCCCUCUCUCGGUGACGAGACUUUUGUGAAUGGGAUUC
Molecule: messenger RNA, 4791 nt
Organism: Sorex fumeus (smoky shrew)
Lineage: Eukaryota; Metazoa; Chordata; Mammalia; Eulipotyphla; Soricidae
Gene: DROSHA
Product: drosha ribonuclease III
Exons: 35
Coding region: 138-4259 (1373 amino acids)
Biological process (GO): rRNA processing; primary miRNA processing; pre-miRNA processing
Cellular component (GO): nucleus
Molecular function (GO): double-stranded RNA binding; ribonuclease III activity
Source: RefSeq, a predicted model, not a curated record